Messenger RNA from Penicilliopsis zonata CBS 506.65, 1881 nucleotides. RefSeq lists its product as hypothetical. Gene Ontology annotation, molecular function: protein binding. Gene Ontology annotation, cellular component: intracellular anatomical structure. NCBI's taxonomy places the organism in Eukaryota, Fungi, Ascomycota, Eurotiomycetes, Eurotiales, Aspergillaceae. The record is from RefSeq and is a predicted model, not a curated record. The coding region runs from base 22 to 1758 and encodes 578 amino acids. The transcript has a single exon.
CUUGCUUCCUGUGCCUGCGCCAUGGCUGUCCCUGCUGCUGACGAGUACUAUGACCUGGGCGCCUUCGGGCGCGCCAUCACCAGCAACAGCGCGGAUGCCCAGGUGUGGUUCAACCGCGGCCUGACCUGGGUGUAUUCCUUCAACCACGUCGAGGGCGCCUACUGCUUCCAGCAGGCCAUCAACCAUGACCCAGAGUGCGCCAUGGCCCACUGGGGGCUCGCCUACGCCGUGGGGCCCAACUACAACAAGCCCUGGGAGAAGUUCGACCAGGGCGACCUGCACAACUGCGUGCGCCGCGGGUUCGAGGCUUCCCAGGCGGCCCUGAAACACGCCCCCGGGGCCACCCCGCUGGAGCGGGCGCUGGUCGGGGCGAUGGAGGCCCGGUUCCCCACGGACCAGCCCGCCAGCGACUACCCGGCGCUGAACCGCAGCUACGCGGCCGCGAUGGCGCGGGUGUACGAGGAGUUUGGCGCCGAUCUCGACGUCGCGGCGCUGUACGCCGACGCCCUGAUGAACAUGACCCCCUGGACGCUGUGGGAUCUGUUCACGGAGCAGCCCAACCCGCAGGCGCCGACGCGGGAGGUGCAGCGGGUGCUGGAGCGCGCCCUGAAGCAGGUCGCCGACGGGGCCAACACGCACCCGGGCCUGCUGCACCUGUACAUCCACUUCAUCGAGAUGUCGCCGACGCCGGAGCUGGGGAUCCCCGCGGCGGACCUGCUGCGCGAUCUCGUUCCGGACGGCGGACACAUGCACCACAUGCCGACGCAUCUGGACGCGCUGAUCGGCGACUGGCGGCGGUCCAUCGCCUCCAACCACAAGUCGACGCUGGCCGACGACAAGUUCUUCCGCAAGAACGGCGCGCGCAACUUCUACACCUUCUACCGCAUGCACGACUACCACUCGCUCGUGUACGCCGCCAUGUUUGCCGGGCAGUCGCAGACGGCCCUCGACGCCGUCUCCCGUAUGGAGGCCACCGUGCCCGAGGAGGUGCUGCGCAUCGAGUCGCCGCCCAUGAUCGACUGGCUCGAGCAGUUCCUCUCCCUGCGCCUGCACGUCAUGGUGCGCUUCGGCAUGUGGGAGGAGCUCAAGCAGCGGGCCCUGCCCGAAGACCCGGCGCUGUACGCCGGCACCACCGCCGUCACCCACUACGCCCGGGGCAUCGCCCACGCCGCCACGGGGGAUGUGCCCGCCGCGCGCCGGGAGCAGGCGCUGUUCCGGGCCGCCUGGCAGCGGGUGCCUGCCUCGCGGCGCGCGUACAACGGCCGCAUCAUCGACAUCCUCGAGGUGGCCAACGCCAUGCUGGAGGGCGAGAUCGAGUACCGCGCCGAGAACUACGAGCAGGCGUUUGCGGCCCUGCGUCGCGCCAUCGACUUUGAGGACAAGCUGCCCUACAGCGAGCCCUGGUCGUGGAUGCAGCCCGUGCGCCACGCCUACGCCGCCCUCCUCAUGGAACAGGGCCGCCUGGACGAGGCCGCGCAGACCUACCGCGCCGAUCUGGGCAUGGACAACUCCAUCAUCCGCCCGCGCCGCCAUCCCAACAACGUCUGGUCCCUGCAGGGCUACCACGAGUGUCUCAUCCGCAUGGGCCGCUUCGACGAGGCCGCCGUGCUCGAGCAGCCCGUCAAGCUGGCCCUCGCCGUCGCCGACGUCCCCGUCAAGUCCUCGUGCUUCUGCCGCCUGGAUACCUCGCAGGCGCCGGAUGUUCUGGCGCAGGGCCGGCCGCAGGCCAACGGAGUCGGAAAGAAAUGCUGUUCAUGAUACCAUACUUUUUCUUUACUUUUCCUUUCUACUGUCUAAUAUUGCAAUGAAUCACCUUUUCUCCUGUAUAUAUACAAAUCAAUAAGAUGAUUCAGAUCUACAAUAAGAAUAGUCACACUGGUU